Molecule: messenger RNA, 1639 nt
Organism: Populus euphratica (Euphrates poplar)
Lineage: Eukaryota; Viridiplantae; Streptophyta; Magnoliopsida; Malpighiales; Salicaceae
Product: shugoshin-1-like
Exons: 13
Coding region: 277-1482 (401 amino acids)
Biological process (GO): maintenance of meiotic sister chromatid cohesion; meiotic sister chromatid segregation
Cellular component (GO): chromosome, centromeric region; nucleus
Source: RefSeq, a predicted model, not a curated record
UGCAGCCAAUUCUAUUCCAUUAAACGACGGUCCAUCACUUCUACCUCAGGAGCCAGGAGGGUUCUGGCAGUGAAUUCAAAAACAUAUCAGGCUCCCUCCAAAUCACCAAACACAUAUUUCCAUCUACACCCUUCAUAAUCCCCCGUAUUUUCAUACUCUCCUUCAUUUGGAUCAUUUCCCUCGUUCUUGCACAAAUUCAAUUUUUCUGAAGAUAGAAACACAAGAUCAGGGUUUCUAGAAAGAGAAAAGGAAAUAAAAAUUCUAGGGUUUUAGGUCAUGGAGGGUAUUCUGGUUCUUGAUUCAGAAAACAUCAACGUCGCAGGUAACAAAAUAAAGGGAGAGAAACUGAGAAAAGGGUCCAUGAUUGGAAUUGCGCCAAGGAGAACGCUUGCUGACAUUAGCAAUUUUCCUGUAUCAAGGAAAACGCUCGCUGAAGUUAGCAGUUUCUCGCAGCGAAACCAAGAUGGGAAAUCACAAUCUGUUGUAGUAGGUGAAGAUUACAUUGAGAAGCUCCAACGGGAAAUCAUGACAUUGACAAAGAUUGUCGUGGAUAGGAAUAAAAUUAUCGAGUUGAGUGCUAUUGAGUUGCAGAAGCUGAGAAUCAGAUUUCAGCAGUUACAGCAACAAAAUCAGCAACUUGCACAAACAAACAGCCAGAUGUUGGCGGAACUAAAUGCAGGCAAAGAUAAGCUUAAGGUAUUUCAACAUGAGCUGGGAUGUAAGAGUGGCUUGCUUGAUGCCAUAAAUUUGGAGCUGAAGGAGAAAGCAAAGAAAGUUAGAUGCCAGAUUAAGAGAAAUGAGGUUGAAACCAUCAAAGGUGAUGGGGCUGAACAACUCUCUCAACCAGAGGAGGAGAAUAAACCAUGUAACCCAAAAGGGAAACGCAAAGCAAAUGUUCAAUCUUUGGAAACUCGUCCUGUUCAACCACAAACUAAAGAGAAUGCUGACAAGAAGAGUAUUUCUCAUGACAGUGUGUGCUUGAGAAGGCAAUCUGCUAGGUUUAAGUCUGGAGAAGAAGAGCCUACAGAAAACAACGUUGAUACAAAGAGUUCUCCUGACAGCUUUUGUUUGGGAAGGCACUCUGCUAGGUUCAAGUCUGAAGAACAACUCAAUGAAAAGAACGAUGACAAAAGGAGCAGGACCUGUAGAAGAAAGGAAUCCAUUAGGAUUAAGUCUGAGGCACAAAUAGAAGAACCAACUGAAGAUUUGUUUCAGACUGAUGAUGCUAAAUUUCAUGUUCCUGCAAUACAUGGUGAUCCAGUUCAUGAAAGCUGUCCAACAUUAUCAGCUCCAUCUGUAAAAAUCAAAUCUGAAACAGGGAACGGUGCUCUCAGAUUUGAAACUCAAGAACCACGAAGGACAUCCCUUCGGCCAUCGUGUCGAGCAGCUGAGAAAGUCCAGUCCUACAAGGAAAUUCCACUCAAUGUGAAAAUGCGAAGAAAUACGGAAGAACAUCAUUUGCCAACAGCUAUCCAUGGCUAACAUUUAUAUCGUUGUGAUCCUGAUUUUAAUCCGAGAAAGCAGAAUGUUGAUGUUAAAUGAUGCAUUUACCAGAAAUUAGAAAUUGCUGGUGCUAUGCCUGUACAACAGUACGUAGCGGUUAAUGAGAGUAAGACCUGGUUCAGUUCUUCAGUUCUCA